Olea europaea var. sylvestris is the source of this 1287-nucleotide messenger RNA. RefSeq lists its product as uncharacterized. The transcript has 4 exons. The coding region runs from base 139 to 675 and encodes 178 amino acids. The record is from RefSeq and is a predicted model, not a curated record. NCBI's taxonomy places the organism in Eukaryota, Viridiplantae, Streptophyta, Magnoliopsida, Lamiales, Oleaceae.
UGAAUAGCUGUGCCACCCAAAAAUACAUACAGAAAUAAUUGAGUUAGGGAAAAAAAAAACCAUCCCUGUAUUCAAAUCAAUCCCAUUUUUUCUCUCCAUUUCGGAGGAAAGUUGUGGGAUUAACAGUAAAAAGAAAGAAUGGAGAAAGCCCUAACAAAAGUUGGGAGCCUAAAAGCUAGUACAUUUUGGGUUUCUGAAAAAGCCAAAGAAGAAAUCUCUAAUAUCAGCCAAGAUCUCUCUACGUUGUCGAGCACUGUUGAAGAGAAGGCAAAAUGGAUCUUCAACAAGCUCAAAGGGAAACCGUUGAAGUCAUUGGCCGAUCUCCUACGAGAAUACAAUCUUCCUCCCGGCCUCUUUCCUCAGAACAUAACAUGUUACGAGUUUGAUGAGUUGAAGGCGAAGCUCGUCGUCUACAUGCCCUAUCCAAGUGAGAUCUGCUUCAAGGAUUCGUCCGUUGUAAGGUAUUCAACUCGUGUCAAAGGGACAUUAUCGAGGGGGAAGCUCUCGGGAAUUGAAGGAAUGAAAACUAAGGUUUUGGUUUGGGUCAAAGUUACCGGUGUCAAUGUUGAAAGUUACAAGUCAGAUAAAGUGUGGUUCACGGCUGGUGUAAAGAAAUCGAGGGCCAAAGAUGCCUACGAAAUGCCUCGUGAUGCCAUCAGAGUAGAAGAAUUUUAAGGUGCCUGCAUAAAAAGUAAUGUCAAAUCAACGGAAGAGUGAUUUUUUGAUCAAUAAUGUUUCUUGAUGCAAGCAAGACAAAAUCCUGGAAAGGGAAUUUCAAAUAUUUAUUAUGAUAUAUGAAUCCACGUCUUGCAAAUUUGAAGUCCACUAUAUGAAUUAUUUUCAAUACCUCGUUAGUGGCUCUUUUGUUGGUAACUUUACUAGGUUAUCCCCAAGCAACUACUCUGAAUCACAAGGCAACGAGAAAAAGUAACCACUUUUAGCAUGUGUAGUAGUAGUAAGUGGGUGAUUUUGAAAACUGAUCGAGUGAAUUGUGGUUUGUAUCAUCCACCGCCAAGCACUGGUCCCCAUCAAGAGGGGCGUUUAAGGCUGUUCGCCGGAAGGAAGGUGCUAAGACAAGGGGAUACACAUUCUACUAACUCUAUGGUCUUAUUGUAGAAGUUCUUUUUCUAAGGAUCCUUUCCAAAGCUUCUAAUAAUGAAAGAUUCUCUCGUCACCCCGAGAUCUUUUGAAGCGGGAUUUGGCUCGCCUUUGUUUAGGGGAAAACAUCAUUAAAAUAUUGUUUAUUGUUCUGUUUAAUAUCAAAUAUUGUGUACUAAAUAUUCUUUU